AUGAAUAUGUAUCAGUUAGUACAAACUGCACCAAGUGAUAUAUACGUCAGAGGUGUGAAAUUUUCAAAACCGUGUCCUGAAGAAAACUACAGAUAUCAUAAUGCAACUGGCUAUUUUCUGUGUGUUGUUGAAACAGCUAAAACAUGUCGUGAUCUCUGUCAACAACUUGGAUGUAAUGAUCGAUAUUUCAUGGGUGUUAUUCCAUCAAAAAGUGAUAAAAUCAAGCGUAAUUAUCGUUGUCGUUGUUUUCCAGAAUAUCAUGUCUGCUUUUAUAAUCCAUUACCAAAAAGAAUUCAUGAUAUUGAUUAA
Trichobilharzia regenti is the source of this 309-nucleotide messenger RNA. NCBI's taxonomy places the organism in Eukaryota, Metazoa, Platyhelminthes, Trematoda, Strigeidida, Schistosomatidae. The record is from the annotation of a GenBank genome assembly.